This is a messenger RNA of Lucilia cuprina (Australian sheep blowfly), 3762 nucleotides long. RefSeq names its product nodal modulator 3. Gene Ontology annotation, molecular function: carbohydrate binding. Gene Ontology annotation, cellular component: endoplasmic reticulum membrane. The record is from RefSeq and is a predicted model, not a curated record. The coding region runs from base 29 to 3631 and encodes 1200 amino acids. Lineage: Eukaryota; Metazoa; Arthropoda; Insecta; Diptera; Calliphoridae. The transcript has 7 exons.
AAUUUUUUUUAAUUAGUUGGCAGAAAAAAUGAGGGUACUCGGGAAUAUAUUUUUAAUUUUAUUAAUAAAAUUAUUAAGUUUAAUUGGAAAUGUACAAUUAAAUGAAGUAAUAGGAUGUGGCGGUUUCAUAAAAAGCCACGCAGACAUAGAUUUCUCCAAAGUAGAAGUGAAACUAUUAACAAAGCAGGGAGCUUUGAAAGAUAAAACCGAUUGUUCACCCUCAAAUGGUUAUUAUUUCUUGCCAAUCUAUGAUAAGGGUGAAUAUUUGUUAAAGAUUUCCCCUCCUCCCGGUUGGAGUUUUGAGCCUGAAGAAGUGAAAUUAAAUUUCAACGGUCAAACUGACAUAUGCAGUUUGGGAAAAGAUGUAAAUUUUGUUUUCAAAGGUUUUGGUAUUACCGGCAAAGUGGCUUUAGGAAGCGGUGGUGCAAAGGGUGUUAAAGUUGAAUUGAAAUCUGAAGAUGGCAAAGAUAUUAGAGAAACAACUACUGAUGUAAAUGGUAUAUUUUCAUUUACUCCCAUUAUACCCGGAAAAUAUCUUGUUAAAGCCACUCAUGCCCAGUGGUAUUUCGAAAAGUCUGAAUAUACCGUUGUAGUCGAGGGUGGCAAUACUGUUUUACCGGAUAACUCCUUAGUUGUGUCUGGAUUUGAUGUUACUGGACGUUUCGAAACAUCCGGACAAUUAAAUUCUGGAAUAGGCAUAGCAUUGUUUGAAAGUAAAUCGAAUUCUUCGCCUUUGAGAUGCAGCCAGGAAGAACUUAAAAACUCAGUCACAAAUAAUAUAGCCAACUACAAGGAUUCACCUUCCUGUUAUGCUUCAGUAGACAAAAAUGGAGAUUAUAUAUUUAAAGAUGUAGCUCCCGGAAAGUAUUUGAUACAGCCAGUCAUUGAGGAUGUUAAUUUAAAAUUGAAUCUUAAACCCUCUUAUGUUGAAUUUGAAGUAACCAAAGAUACUUUAGAUCUAAAACAAGAAUUUAAGAUAACUGGUUUUAGUGUUAACGGACAAGUUUUAGACGGGCCACAAGGUUCUCCAAUUUCUAAAGCUAUUGUAAAAUUAAAUGGACAAAAAGAUGUGGUUACCGAUAACAAAGGCUUCUUCGUAUUGGAUAGUGUUAAUGCUGGCACAUAUACUUUACAAGUUCAAGCUGACAAAUAUGAAUUUGCUGAACAACGUGUUAAACUACAACUAACAGUACCCUCUUUACCAGCUAUAGUACCCUCAGCAUAUGAAGUCUGUGGUAAAGUAGUUGCCAAAAAAUCCUAUAAAGUUGGCAUUACUAAACAGGGUUCCACAUUCCACACAACCGCCAACUCGAAUGCCGAAUCUGGAGUAUGGUGUGCUUAUUUACCCAGUGGCAAAUUUAGCAUUGAAGUUUUGACCACAGACAGCGACAAAUCAAAUGGUGUACAAUUUUUCCCCGUACAACAAACUAUUGAAGUAAACUCUCAGCCUAUAAAGGACAUAACAUUUUCACAACUCAGAGCUACUUUACAAGGUAAAUUGAGUUGUUUGCCAGAUGCCCCCUUAGCUGCUUGUUUGAAAACGGAAGUAACAUUACACAACUUAGAUGCCAAUGGGCAAUUGACUGGUCAAAAGCAAACAACCACAGCUGAAGAUGGAAACUAUAGUUUUAAAAAUGUUUUACCCGGACCUUACGAAAUCACUGUACCACAAUCUAAUUUAUGUUUCGAUUCCACACGCGUACUUAUUAAUGUGGCUUCUGCUUCUGAAAACGCUCCUGAUUUUGUACAACACGGUUAUGAAGUCAACAUUAUAUCCAGUCAUAGGGCUAUAAUGAAAUAUUCCCAUAGCUCUGCUAGUAACUCGGAUUCAUUUAAACUACUUUCUGGAGUUAAUACCUUCUGUGUACCAAAAUUCGGUUCUUACAAGAUUAAAUUAGAAGGAUGUCAUUUGUAUAACGAUAACGAAUUACCCUCGACCUUCGAUACUUCAAAUACUAAUCCCAUUAUUAUUAAUGCCAAAGCCCAUAAAGUGGGAGUGCGUGUAUUAUCACCCGAUUCUAGUGUCGACUCUUUGCAACUAGCCGUUGAGUCAACAACUUUGGGCAAACAAAUUGUUACACCUAUUGCGGAAUCCCAUAAAGUAGAUGGCAAAUAUGCUUACCGUUUUGAGACCCACUUGAAGCCUGAAGAAGUUUUACGCAUUACCCCCAAAAGUGAUAUUUUACUCUUUGAACCAACAACCAAGGAAAUUGUUGGUACAAACGAUUGUGUUGAUGUGGCCUUUAAUUUCAUUGCCUCAGAAGGUUUAAUUUUGCGUGGUAAAGUUGUUCCUGCCAUUAAGGAUGCCAAGAUUACUUUAUCUUUUCCCAAAAAUCCUGAAUUAACACCUGAGACUAGCUUAACUUCGGCUAGUGGUGAAUUUAAAUUUGGUCCUAUUAAAGAUAGUUUAUAUUACGAACUUAAGGGUGAAAAAGAGUCCUAUGUAUUCUCCGACUAUAAUCCCUCAACCAAAUCGUUUAGUGUACACAAAUUGUGCGAAAUCAUUUUUAAGGUUGUAGAUGAAUCGAACAAAGGUUUAGCUGGUGUUUUAGUUUCAUUGAGUGGUUCAGAAAGUUAUCGCAAAAAUUUAAUCACCUCUGAUGAUGGCUUAAUUAACUUCCAUUCCUUGUCACCUUCACAAUACUUCUUAAGACCCAUGUUGAAAGAAUUUAAAUUUGAGCCAAAUUCUAAAAUGAUUGACUUAAAGGAUGGCGAAACAGUCGAAAUCAAAAUGAUUGGCAAACGUGUGGCUUAUUCUGCUUUUGGUACUGUUACUUCCUUAAAUGGCGAACCUUUUGCACAGGUCAAUAUUGAAGCUACGGCAAGUGAAAAAUGUUCUCAUCACCAAGAGGAGGCCACCACAGAAAAUAAUGGCAAAUAUCGUUUGAGAGGCUUAAAUCCCGGUUGUGACUAUACCAUACGUGUCAAAGAUGCUGGAGUUGCUGGAAAUAAUGUUGAUCGUUCCAUACCAGUACAACGCGUUGUGGAAAUUGCCAAUGAAGAUGUACAAAAUGUUAAUUUCUUGGCCAUUUCUCCUUUCAAUUUUGUUGAUGUUACAGUGCGUGUUACCGCUGCUUCUAAUGAUUUCUACAAAACUUUACGUUUAGUUAUGUAUCGCAAGGGCUCCUAUGAUUCUCCCAUUUAUUCACAGCGCUUGGAAACACCACUUAAUCCCAAGGCACGUUACAAUCCUGGCAUUAUGGUAUUUUUGCCACGCAUACCCUUGGAUGGCAAAACCUACAUUGUGGAAUUGAGAUCAUCGCUCUCGGAUAAAACCUAUACAUACACUGUACCCACCCAACAGUUUGUGGCUGAUACCGGUUCCGUUUUUGUUGAAUUAGAUUUUACACCCGAAGUAAAAUCUUACGAAACAGAUCUUAAUCAAAAUUCCAUCUCCGCCUUGAUACUGGUUGCUUUAGUUUCCAUAGCUUUCUUCAAGCAAGAUAUAGCUGUGGGUUUUCUAGAUUUUGUUUGGUCGAAAAUCAGUGCAAUUGCCGAUGAUUUCGCACAAAAACAGAAAAAUCAAGCUAAAAACAAUGUCCGUAAAGUAGAACCGAUCAAUCAAAAAGAAAUCGAACAAAUGGCCGAGCAAAUUAAUAACAUCAAAAAGAAGAAGACUAAAAAAAUCUAAAUUUAACUUAAAAUCUCUUGAUAUUCGAGAGAUUUAAAAAGAAGAGUAAAUAAUUGUUUUUUAAGAAUUUCUUUUUUUAACUUUAUUCAAUAAAAAACAUUUCUGUCUUGUGGGUAUUUUUUUUAACAAUA